Messenger RNA from Ailuropoda melanoleuca (giant panda), 1213 nucleotides. It is a transcript of the gene RPP30, whose product is annotated as ribonuclease P/MRP subunit p30. Gene Ontology annotation, biological process: tRNA processing. Gene Ontology annotation, cellular component: nucleolar ribonuclease P complex. Lineage: Eukaryota; Metazoa; Chordata; Mammalia; Carnivora; Ursidae. The record is from RefSeq and is a predicted model, not a curated record. The transcript is spliced from 11 exons. Gene Ontology annotation, molecular function: RNA binding. The coding region runs from base 47 to 853 and encodes 268 amino acids.
UCCUACGGCUGCGCACACGGGCUCGGGACUGUCAUGUGAUUUCAGCAUGGCUGUGUUCGCGGAUUUGGACCUGCGAGCGGGUUCCGACCUGAAGGCUCUGCGCGGGUUGGUGGAAAACGCAGCUCACCUUGGCUAUUCAGUUGUUGCCAUCAAUCAUGUUGUUGAAUUUAAGGAAAAGAAACAGGAAAUUGAAAAACCAGUAGCUGUUUCUGAACUCUUUACAACUUUGCCAAUUGUACAGGGAAAAUCAAGACCCAUCAAAGUUUUAACUAGACUGACAAUUAUAGUUUCGGAUCCAUCUCACUGCAAUGUUUUGAGAGCAACAUCUUCCAGGGUCCGGCUGUACGAUAUCGUUGCAGUUUUUCCAAAGACAGAAAAACUUUUUCAUGUUGCUUGUACACAUUUAGAUGUGGAUUUGGUCUGCAUUACUGUAACAGAGAAACUACCAUUUUACUUCAAAAGACCCCCUAUUAAUGUGGCAAUUGACCGAGGCGUGUGCUUUGAACUUGUCUACAGCCCUGCUAUCAAAGAUUCCACAAUGAGAAGGUACACAAUUUCCAAUGCCCUCAAUUUGAUGCAGGUCUGCAAAGGAAAGAAUGUGAUUCUGUCUAGUGCUGCGGAAAGGCCUUUAGAAAUAAGAGGCCCAUACGAUGUGGCAAACUUAGGACUGCUGUUUGGACUGUCUGAAAGUGACGCCAAGGCUGCCGUGUCCACCAACUGCCGAGCAGUGCUGCUACACGGAGAAACUAGAAAAACUGCUUUUGGAAUUAUUUCCACGGUGAAGAAACCUCGGCCAUCGGAAGCAGAUGAUGAUUCUCUUCCAGCUUGCAAGAAAGCCAAGUGUGAGGGCUGAAAAGACUCCCCAGCCUCUGUCAACACUCCCUUCUUCCCUUUGAUAGUCCAUCAGCCACAACAGAAAUAAAACCUUUAUGAUUUAUUGUUUUCAUUCAGAGCUAGAAAUCAGUAGUUGAUAAAAACAGUUUUAUAGUCAAGCCAUCAAAAUAACAAAACCUAGUGAAGUGGUAAAAAAGAAGACUGCCUACUUAAUGAAUUUAGAUAUACUUUAAGAAAAAAUGAGAGACAAGUUUAUUUAUUUUUUGUGUUAAGUGAUAAAACAGCAGUUGUAAUUGAAUAAGAUGUUUCCAUAUUUCAGGAGACUCUUUAAAAAUGUUUCUUCUUCAUUUAAAAAUACAUGCUUUGCUGCUUUACUUGA